Messenger RNA from Fusarium keratoplasticum, 1635 nucleotides. Its product is annotated as HET domain-containing protein. NCBI's taxonomy places the organism in Eukaryota, Fungi, Ascomycota, Sordariomycetes, Hypocreales, Nectriaceae. The record is from RefSeq and is a predicted model, not a curated record. The transcript has 3 exons. The coding region runs from base 1 to 1635 and encodes 544 amino acids.
AUGGCCAGAUCAAAGUCUCAUCCCUGGUUUGAUCAGGUUCUCAUGCUGAAUGAGGAUCCUUGCAAGUCUUGCGGUGCCUUAUGCGACCUCUUCGAGAAGCCUAGUUCAACUGGAGAGUACGUCCCAGGCGGAGAUUUUGAGAUAAAAUCGCGCGGCAAGAAUGUCAUCCUCAACCAUCAAGAUAUCUGCGAGACUUGCCUAGCACUAGCCAAGGCAGCCAUCAUACUCAGGAUGUCUCUCUAUAGGGAGGGCAUUUCCGACCCCAAACCCCUGCUAGCAAAGUUUUGGGAUGUGAGGGUCUCAGAGAAUGUGAUCAACGCAACCGUGUCUUGGCUCUUGCGGGGGGCUACAUUGCUCACCCAAAAAUCCAUUACCAUCUGUCAACCAAAAGACGCUUCAGCCUCCAUCUCAAUCGACGCAGCGAAAGAAGACAGAUCCACUGCCAGAUCAGAGCAGAACAUUAGUUUCAUAAGAAAGAUGCUCAGUCUCUGUGAGACAGGGCAAGAUUGUCACCACAACUGCAAAUCUGGAGGUGAUAGAAUAUUACCCACCAGGCUAGUUCUUAUCGGCGAUGGGGAAAGUUCGAUCCGACUGCAUGAAACAUCCAAAGAGCAACAAGGCUCUUACGCAGCCUUGAGCCAUUGCUGGGGACCACCGGAGAAACACCCUCUUCGAACCUUGCAAGGAAAUAUUGAGUCUAUGAAGUCAAAGAUCCCAGGGGAUAAGCUCUCUGUCGUCUUCAAAGAAUCCAUCUGGCUCUGCAGACAACUUGGCAUUAAGUACAUCUGGAUCGAUUCGCUCUGUAUUGUCCAGGAUGAUGCCACCGAAUGGGAGAUUGAAGCUGCCAAGAUGGCGCAAUACUACUCUGAAGCAAGGAUCACCAUCGCUGUCGACUCUUCUCCUGACGGGACGACUUCAUUCCUCUCUCAAAGGGCUGAGAGAUGGCACCCUCAAACAUCUUCGUCUGCCCCAUACUUGAUCGUACGAGAACACUAUGACAGAUUGCAGGAAGAUGACCUGGAGAAUUCCAGCAUUAAGGCACACAAAUUCCUUCCCGAGACACACCACCUCCUCCCAACUCGAGCUUGGGCAAUGCAGGAAUCCAUCUUAUCGACUCGAAUUGUCCGUUUCACCCUCUCCGACAUCACAUGGGAAUGGAUUCUCGAGGCCCACUGCGAGACUUCAAAGGACUCACCAUUCGGCCGAGUCAAGAGUGGGUACCUGUUGAUCAAGGCGCCGUUGUUCAAGGUCACCCUGACCUAUAGCUGGGAUUCAAUCCCCGAGGAUAUAGUGUACGAGGUUGUGGUCGCUGGAGAUGAUGAGAACGAAGAACCGUGGGCCUCUGACAGUUUUACUGCGGAUUGCUUGCUGUCCGUCAAAAAAGGCAAUGCUCUCAGAGCGUAUGAUGGGGACAACCUUGAGUACAUGACAAAUCCGACGUCAUUCACGGCAACCGCUUGGGUCAUGUGGUUAGGAAUUGGAGCUCUGGUCCUAGGGCAAGAUCCUGAUUCCGAGGCAUUUCAGAGGCUUGGAUAUCUGGAUACCUAUGGGGAGGAAGUGAGCUCACCUAUUGGUGACCCUGAGCGCUGGACAAAUUCACUCCAGGGGACAGUGGUGCAGUUUCAGCUCGUGUAG